Carassius gibelio (silver crucian carp) is the source of this 1598-nucleotide messenger RNA. RefSeq lists its product as uncharacterized. The transcript has 4 exons. The record is from RefSeq and is a predicted model, not a curated record. Bases 591 to 1598 code for a protein of 335 amino acids. NCBI's taxonomy places the organism in Eukaryota, Metazoa, Chordata, Actinopteri, Cypriniformes, Cyprinidae.
AUGCUCAUAUAAAGCCCCUGUAUUCAGAUUUCAAACAGACAUUUGCAAUAUUAAUAAUGUCUCGUCUGUCCGCUGAUGUCUAAUGCUUGCUCAUUAAGAUUAAUAUAAUUAUUUCACGCUUUACAUUAAACAGGUAAAAUUCGCGACUUUAAAGAACUAAUUUACCUGGCUGUUCAUGAAGUUUGCGUUGUAAGUGUAACGUACAAUACAAAGAGCCUUUCCUAUUAAUUUAAAAUCCCAAAAAUGGCUUCGGGGAGAGCUUUACUGUUUACUCAAUAGCAAUCAAUGGUUGCCAGGGCAACUCUGACACGUCACUAUGGAAUGUUCGUGGAUGACGUCACUUUGGGCCGCUAUAAAAGCUGAUUUGGAAUUGGAAAAUUUUAUUUCAUCGUCGCUUGUUAUGCGAGUAAUAUCACUGAGUGAAUAUCUGUCUGAACGAGUGCGAAAAUCUUGCUUAAUCGUCUUUUCAAAAAAGACCAGAAAUUCAGUUUGAAAAUAUCAAACGGCUCAAGAGCGAUCUCUCUCAGAACUGUGUAAACGAGAACUGUUGAAAAUCUCUGUAGAACAAGAGUUCUCCUUUAGGAUCAGAGAUGGCUUUUAACAAGAAUACAUCUUUUUCAUCAUCAUCUUCAUCGUCCUCAGUUGUGGAUGAAAUGUCAGAGAUGUCGCUGAGGAACACAUCUCUGGACUCAUCCGAUGAGGAUGUUUCCUCCAGUCACUGUACUGACAGGCUUGUGAAACAUCAACUGCUGAUGAACAAAUUCCUGGACCUUCAGUACAGAGCCCGAGAGCGCCAGGAGGAGUUUCAGUCACUGCUGGAGCGAUUUAACUAUAUACAGGAAUCGCUAGAAUGGGAGAUUGAAAAAGUGGAGAAAUCCAUGUUCAGCAUGGAGUGGCUGGAGGACUUGCAGAAGAUCAUUGAUGAGUUCCAGGCCAAUAUGGCAAACAAUGUGAGCCGCCUUCGAGAGAGCUUCAGAAAAAUGCAGGAGGUUGCCUCGAAAAAAGUUCUGACCGUGAAGGCAAAAGGUAAACCAGGAAAAGAUCUGGAUGCCAAAGUAGUUAAAAGCAUUCAGUCUCUGCCGACUUGUCCCACGGUAGCAGAAUUGAAGGCAAAUUCAACCGCUGCAUCAACGUACUCAUCAAAUCUGAUCAUCGCCUUGAAUAGCAUCACCAAAUCAUCCUCCUGCAGUCCAGCCACAAGCAAGGCACUAAAACUAUCAGCAGCGACCAUUGAAAACCUCAACAAGGCAUUUCAAGAUCACUGCUUGGAAAUUAAGACUCUCAAGACACCUAAAAAAAAAAGCAAGGUGGUUCAAGAUGUGAACAGAGACGUCUUAGUUUCUCCCGUGCACCAAAGUGGAUCUGCAGGUCAGCAGCAGAAGGUGAAAAAACUGCCUGCCUUUCCUGUGAAACCCAAGGCAGAUGAUUUUGGUUUCCCUCAGGUCAAAGAGCUUGUACGGGAGACAAAUGUUGAAGUGUUGCCACUAGAUAGACCAGUGAUAACAUUAGACACAGCUCCAAAAGACCUCCAGAAUCACACGAUCUGUCGAGGAGACAAAAGUUUCCACAGAGCAAAAGGCAAAUGUCAAAUCAUCUGA